AUGAGCGCGGGCGACGUCGAGGAGCCGUGCGCUUCUCCCGCGUUUGUGAACCCUUACGAAGGGAAUAGAAAUUUGACGCCGAAUGAGCAAGUGCUUCUCGGUGAAUAUGUGCGUCUCGCACAAACGAUGCGCCGGCAGGUCGCAGCGCUAAGCACACAGCUGAGUGCGAGCACAACGCAUGCAUCCGUGCUGAACGAUCUUCGUGUAGUGGAGCGCAAGAUGGGCCUGGUGCUCACAUUAUUCAAGGCGAGUGUUUGGGCGAUCGUGAUGCAACAGAACGACGCGCAGGAAGAGGAGAUGGAGGAAAUUGAGGAGCAGUACGCGCAGCUCGGUAUACCCGAGGAGGACGAGGAACUACUUGAGGACCUGUGA
Molecule: messenger RNA, 372 nt
Organism: Malassezia vespertilionis
Lineage: Eukaryota; Fungi; Basidiomycota; Malasseziomycetes; Malasseziales; Malasseziaceae
Exons: 2
Coding region: 1-372 (123 amino acids)
Biological process (GO): attachment of spindle microtubules to kinetochore
Cellular component (GO): mitotic spindle; DASH complex
Source: RefSeq, a predicted model, not a curated record